Spea bombifrons (plains spadefoot toad) is the source of this 3995-nucleotide messenger RNA. RefSeq names its product tyrosine kinase with immunoglobulin like and EGF like domains 1 (gene TIE1). Lineage: Eukaryota; Metazoa; Chordata; Amphibia; Anura; Pelobatidae. Gene Ontology annotation, biological process: positive regulation of kinase activity; cell surface receptor protein tyrosine kinase signaling pathway; protein phosphorylation. Bases 106 to 3492 code for a protein of 1128 amino acids. Gene Ontology annotation, cellular component: signaling receptor complex. The transcript has 23 exons. The record is from RefSeq and is a predicted model, not a curated record. Gene Ontology annotation, molecular function: ATP binding; protein binding; transmembrane receptor protein tyrosine kinase activity.
GACGCGGUUCUGGGCCGGUUCCUCUGGAAUCGUGUGGAUUUAUUAAGGGUGCAUGUGGAACACAUCCACGCCAGGAAUUCCCAUUGGGGUCUUCGUUGAAAUACAAUGUAUUUGCCUUUUCUGAUUCUUUUCUUCGUCUAUUUGCCUUCAGCCAAAAUAGGAGCCGUUCUUGAUGUCACGCUGGUGUCUGUGGCCCCUUCACAUCGUGGGGCUGACUUCACCUUGCGGUGCGUGACAGGGGAACGGGACAUGAAAGGCUCGGACUUGCUGAUCGAACGCGAUAACACAAUCGUCCGCAUCCCGUCCAAGUCUCCAUUCCACACAAGCUCACAGGGGAACGAGGUGCAAGCGCGCGGAUUCUCACCCAGCGAGCUAGUGGGUGUUUUCUACUGCGCCGGGAAGGGUUCGGCCGAACUGACCAAAAUACUGUAUGCCUAUAACAACCCAAACGCGGAUCUGCUUCCCGUUAAAGUCACUGUGACGGUGAGUGUGAACCAGGAUGUCCAGCUGGAGGCCAAGAUCAAGAAGCAAAAAAACAAUGACAUCUUAUGGAAAUACAAUGGAACCUUCACACAGACGACAUACAAGGAGGGGGUGACUGAUGGAAUUGCCCUGCUGACCAUCAGAGGGGUUAAAGUGAGCCAGGCAGGAGUGUACAGCGCCGGGUUCAUCGGGGCAAGUCCUCUCCUGAAUGCCUUCUUCAGGCUCAUUGUCAGAGGGUGUCCUGAUAAUAAAUGGGGUCCCUCGUGCCAGAAAGAGUGUCUUGAUUGUCUUAAUGGUGGGAUUUGCCAUGACAGCAGCGGAGAAUGUAUCUGUGCUCCGGGAUUUAUGGGAACCCAUUGCGAGAAAGCCUGCAGGGAAGGAACCUUUGGCAGAAAUUGCCGGGAGACGUGCAAAAGAGAAAACGGCUGUAAAGGUCUCAUUUUCUGCCUUCCUGACCCAUACGGUUGUUCGUGUGCCAGCGGCUGGACCGGCCCGAACUGCCAAACAGCCUGUCCGGAGAAUAAAUACGGAGCAAACUGUGCCUUGCAAUGUGAGUGCGAGAGCGGAGGAUCUUGCAACAGAUUUAGUGGCUGCGUGUGUCCGUCGGGCUGGCACGGAAAAAACUGCGAGAAGUCAGACAGGAUUCCCCAGAUCAUAGACCUGCCAUCUGAGAUCGAGUUCAACGUGAAUUCUACAGCCCUCCUGACAUGCGCGGCAUCUGGUAACCCCCAGCCUGUGCGGGAGAGCAUCGUGCUACGUAGACCAGAUGGCGCUGUGCUUGCCGCUAGUAAAGCAGUGCUAGACCAGGAGCGUAGCACCUGCGAGUUCAUGGUACAGUCACUGAGCCUGGUGGACAAUGGACUUUGGGAAUGUCGCGUGUCCACCAGUGGAGGUCAGGACAGCCGAAAGUUCCAAGUACAUGUUAGAGAGCCCCCUGUACCGUUGGAGCCACCAGUUUUGCUGGAAAAGCACAGUCGGAAAUUACUUGUGGCUCCGUUUCGGCGUUUCUCAGGCAAUGGACCCGUUACUUCUGUGAAGAUAUUCUACAAACCCAAGGAUGGCAACUCUCACUGGACCACUAUCGUAGCUGAACAGAAAGACAACAUCAGUCUGGAGAACCUCACGCCUCUCACGGCUUACCUGGUACAAGUGCAGCUCAGCCGGCCGGGAUCUGGCGGGGAGGGCUCCUUGGGGCCCUUGGCUAUUAUGGAGACAGAUUGCCAAGAGCCUGUGAUGAAGCCUGUCAUCAAAGGUUUUUCUGUAGAGGACAGGAACACGCUGUAUGUCAACUGGCAAUUGCCCCCGGGGCCAGCGAUUGGCACCGGCUUCUUGCUGCGAGUGUAUCAUCCCCAUAACCAUCUAGUUCGGCAAGAGAACAUAACCACAAUGCUCGUCAUGUCAGCCCGGAUGUACGGUCUCAGCACCAACAAGGAGUACGUCCUCAAAGUUCUAAUCUACCAUUGCACAAGUCUGGGUCCCCCAUCUGAUCCCUUCGUGAUCACGAUCAACAGCAAGGGUCCAUCGCCCCCAAAGGAUGUCCAUGCAAUCCCCAUUUCCAGGGACACUGUGAAGGUCACCUGGUCGCCCCCCGAUGACCCAAAUGGAGGAAUCAUUAAGUACACAGUUGAGAGCCACAGAGUAGGAGUCCCCGGCGAGCAGCAAUGGGCCGACACAGAGAACCAAAACCAAACGUGGUAUAUAAUCAGCGGCCUUAACGCCAGCACCGAGUACCAGUUCCGCGUGCGUGCGAACUCCAGGGUACCGGGAGACUGGAGCCAGCAUGUCACAGCAUCCACUAACAGUGAAGAAUUACAAGAUAUUAUACCCAGCAUGGAGUUCCGGAAUCCUCAGUCCUCUGGAUCAGAUCACCAACUAAUUGUGGCCAUUAUUGGCUCGGUUUCAGUCACCUGCUUCACCAUCAUUGUUGCUCUUCUUGCCCUCUUCUGUAUCAAAAAGAACUUAUUUCGCCGAAAGAGAAUGUUCACUUACCAGUCUGGAUCCGGAGAGGAGACCAUCUUGCAAUUCAGUUCUGGAACGCUGACCCUCACUCGGCGCCCGAAACCUCAGACGGAGCCAUUCUCCUACCCUAUUCUGGAAUGGGUAGACAUUAAAUUUGAAGAUGUCAUCGGAGAAGGAAACUUUGGCCAAGUCAUCAAGGCCAUGAUUAAAAAGGACGGCGUGAGGGUGAAUGCGGCCAUCAAGAUGCUGAAAGAAUUUGCAUCCGAGAACGAUCACAGGGAUUUUGCCGGCGAGCUGGAGGUGCUGUGUAAACUCGGUCAUCACCCCAAUAUCAUUAACCUACUGGGAGCCUGCGAGUACCGAGGAUACCUGUACAUUGCCAUUGAAUACGCGCCUUACGGGAACUUGCUUGACUUCUUACGGAAGAGCCGGGUCCUUGAGACCGAUCCGGUAUUCGCCCGGGAGCACGGCACGGCCUCCACGCUGACCUCCCAGCAGCUGCUGCAGUUCGCGUCGGACGUCGCAAAAGGAAUGCAGUACCUUAGUGAAAAGCAGUUCAUUCACAGAGACUUGGCUGCCAGAAACGUUCUCGUCGGAGAAAAUUUAGCGGCAAAGAUUGCCGACUUCGGGCUUUCAAGAGGAGAGGAGGUCUACGUGAAGAAAACCAUGGGGCGCCUGCCUGUACGUUGGAUGGCAAUAGAGUCGUUGAACUAUAGCGUUUACACAACAAAGAGCGAUGUAUGGUCCUUUGGGGUCCUGCUUUGGGAGAUUGUAAGUUUGGGUGGGACACCGUAUUGUGGAAUGACUUGUGCCGAGCUGUAUGAGAAGUUGCCCCAGGGAUACAGAAUGGAAAAACCGCGGAAUUGCGAUGAUGAGGUGUAUGAACUGAUGAGACAAUGCUGGAGGGACCGACCUUACGAAAGACCACCCUUCACCCAGAUAUCGCUGCAGCUCAUCCGCAUGUUAGAAGCCAGAAAGGCAUACGUGAACAUGGCUCUGUUUGAGAACUUUACCUACGCGGGAAUUGACGCCACGGCUGAGGAGGCUUAAAGGACCCAGGACUGUCAUAAGACGUCAUGGCAUCAGCUGCUGGACAUUCGGACUUAUUGAACAUGACCCCCAGCGCUGUGCCGUAGCCCAUGUUAAAACGGACAUUAUCGUAUGAUAAAGCUAACGGCGGGACGCUACGGGGAGCCUCUCGCACAGCCAGCCGCGUAUGCAUAGGACUACUGCACGGUGUGGAUUUGUGCCUUUUAAAUAGUUCAGUCUACUUGUUGUUUAUACAUUUUGUGUCUAUUAAUAGUGUGUGUGCGUGUCUGUCGACGGGUGAUAAAAAAAUGUGAGGCUAGCCUCGCUAUUGUACAGCUAAAUACUGCCAUAUAUAUAUAUAAAAAAAUGUAUCAAGUUCAUCAACGUUUAUGUAAUGUACAAAAUAUUGCGUAAUGAUUCAGUGGUUUUCUUUUAUGCAAAAGAGGAAUGUGAAAUUCUGUUUUCCCGAGCCUAUAUCGUGAAAAAUAUUAUGCCGUCAUUUGUUAUAAUAAAAUCAUCAUUGC